ACUCUGACUCACCAUUCACUACUCCAAACAACACCAAUAUAAUCCAUACCUUGGACAAAGAAACAAACUGUUCAAUAAAACACGGAAUUUGGUAAUUAACUCAGAAUUAAAAGAUAUGGCUGAUCCUCGUCUCAGACAGUUAACUAUUAAAACGGGUGUUGUCAAACGAUUAACCAAGGAAAGGACUGUGUAUGAGAGAGAAGUCACCACAGAGCGCAAUCGUUUGGAAAAGUUUAAAACUGAAGGAGGCGAUGACCAUGUAUUGAAAAAGCAAGAGGAAGUUAUACAGGAGUGCUUGAUGAUGAUACCUGACGCGGCGAGAAGAUUAACAAAAGAAGUUGAGGCUUUGGAAAAAUUCUUGGAGGACGAAAAGGAAUUGGAAGAAUCCAAAGAAUAUCAAGCGGCUUCACAAGUUCUAACUGAAGCUAUAGAAGUACUGAGGAAAUCAUAACUAUUAUAAGAACUUCAAAGUGCACACUUACAUUUCCUCGUUUUUUUUAAAGACAUUUAAGAAUCGACUUUUGCUUAUUUAAUAAACACUAUUUAUACUUUUUUACAAA
Messenger RNA from Stomoxys calcitrans (stable fly), 560 nucleotides. It is a transcript of the gene Tbca, whose product is annotated as tubulin-specific chaperone A. Gene Ontology annotation, molecular function: beta-tubulin binding. NCBI's taxonomy places the organism in Eukaryota, Metazoa, Arthropoda, Insecta, Diptera, Muscidae. Gene Ontology annotation, biological process: post-chaperonin tubulin folding pathway; tubulin complex assembly. The transcript is spliced from 3 exons. Gene Ontology annotation, cellular component: microtubule cytoskeleton; cytosol. The coding region runs from base 116 to 451 and encodes 111 amino acids. The record is from RefSeq and is a predicted model, not a curated record.